UGUGUUUUGGACUGGGACAGAGGGCCGGGCUAACCGCGUGAGAGGGGCGCCCAGCUGGGCAAGCGAGUUCAGGCUCUUCCCUCCCGGGAGCACCAAGCGGCCGCACCUCAGGGUCUCCCCUGGAGCCAGCACGACCAUUCGCGGUGAUGAUGCGCCCCCCGGCGCCCCUAGCCCGGUGCUGCACCGGCCCCCGCCUCCCGGCUUCCAGAAAGCUCCCCUUGCGUUCCGCGGCAUUCUUUGGGCGUGAGUCAUGCAGGUUUGCAGCCAGCCCCAAAGGGGGUGUGUGCCAGCCGACCGCUAUAAAUACGGCGCCUCCCAGUGCUCACCACGCGGCGUCGCCAGGAGGAGCGCGCGGGCACCGGGUGCCGCUGACCGAGGCGUGCGAGGACUCCAGAAUUGGAGGCAUGAUGAAGACUCUGCUGCUGUUUGUGGGGCUACUGCUGACCUGGGAGAGUGGGCAGGUCCUGGGGGACCAGACGGUCUCGGACAAUGAGCUCCAGGAAAUGUCCGAUCAGGGAAGUAAGUACGUCAAUAAGGAAAUUCAAAAUGCUGUCAACGGGGUGAAAGAGAUAAAGACUCUCAUAGAAAAGACAAACGAAGAGCGCAAGACACUGCUCAGCAACCUAGAGGAAGCCAAGAAGAAGAAAGAGGAUGCCCUAAGUGAGACCAGGGAAUCAGAGACAAAGCUGAAGGAGUUCCCAGGAGUGUGCAAUGAGACCAUGAUGGCCCUCUGGGAAGAGUGUAAGCCCUGCCUGAAACAGACCUGCAUGAAGUUCUACGCACGCGUCUGCAGAAGUGGCUCGGGCCUGGUUGGCCGCCAGCUCGAGGAGUUCCUGAACCAGAGCUCACCCUUCUACUUCUGGAUAAACGGCGACCGCAUCGACUCCCUGCUGGAGGACGACCGGCAGCAGACACACAUGAUGGAUGUCAUGCAGGACCGCUUCAGCCGCGCAUCCAGCAUCAUGGACGAGCUCUUCCAGGACAGGUUCUUCGCCCGGGAGCCCCAGGACUCCUACCACUUCCUGCCCUUCAGCCUGCCCCACCGGAGGCCUCACUUCUUCUUUCCCAAGUCCCGCAUCGUUCGCAGCUUGAUGCCCUUUUCUCCCUAUGAGCCCCUGAACUUCCACGCCAUGUUCCAGCCCUUCCUUGAGAUGAUACAUGAGGCUCAGCAGGCCAUGGACAUCCACUUCCACAGCCCGGCCUUCCAGCACCCGCCCACGGAAUUCAUACGAGAAGGCGACGACGACCGGACUGUGUGCCGGGAGAUCCGCCACAACUCCACGGGCUGCCUGCGGAUGAAGGACCAGUGUGACAAGUGCCGGGAGAUCUUGUCUGUGGACUGUUCGGCCAACAACCCCGCCCAGGCUCAGCUGCGGCGGGAGCUCAAUGAAUCCCUCCAGGUCGCUGAGAAGUUGACCAGGAAAUACAACGAACUGCUGCAGUCCUACCAGUGGAAGAUGCUCAACACCUCCUCCUUGCUGGAGCAGCUGAACGAGCAGUUUAACUGGGUGUCCCGGCUGGCAAACCUCACGCAAGGCGAAGACCAGUACUAUCUGCGGGUCACCACGGUGGCUUCCCACACUUCUGACUCAGAUGUUCCUUCCGGUGUCACUGAGGUGGUCGUGAAGCUCUUUGACUCUGAUCCCAUCACUGUGACGGUCCCUGUAGAGGUCUCCAGGAAGAACCCUAAAUUUAUGGAGACUGUGGCGGAGAAAGCGCUGCAGGAAUACCGCAAAAAGCAAAGGGAGAAGUGAGAUGUGAAUGUUGCUUUUGGACCUACGGGGGCAUCUGAGUCCAGCUCCCCCGAGAUGAGCUGCAGCCCCCCAGAGAGAGCUCUGCAUGUCACCAAGUGACCAGGCCCCAGCCUCCAGGCCCCCAACUUCGCCCAGCCACUCCCCGCUCUGGAUCCUGCACUCUAACACUCGAAUCUGCUGCUCAUGGGAAGAACAGAACUGCUCCUGCAUGCAACUAAUUCAAUAAAACUGUCUUGUGAGCUGA
Molecule: messenger RNA, 1998 nt
Organism: Mandrillus leucophaeus (drill)
Lineage: Eukaryota; Metazoa; Chordata; Mammalia; Primates; Cercopithecidae
Gene: CLU
Product: clusterin
Exons: 9
Coding region: 147-1754 (535 amino acids)
Source: RefSeq, a predicted model, not a curated record